Messenger RNA from Manis pentadactyla (Chinese pangolin), 4599 nucleotides. RefSeq names its product DnaJ heat shock protein family (Hsp40) member C21 (gene DNAJC21). The coding region runs from base 235 to 1833 and encodes 532 amino acids. The record is from RefSeq and is a predicted model, not a curated record. The transcript is spliced from 12 exons. Gene Ontology annotation, molecular function: nucleic acid binding; zinc ion binding. Lineage: Eukaryota; Metazoa; Chordata; Mammalia; Pholidota; Manidae. Gene Ontology annotation, cellular component: cytoplasm.
CGGGGCCGCAGGCACCGCCCCCUCCGCGCGUCCGCGUGCCGCAGCCCGCGCCGCCUUCCGCCGCCUCGCUCCAGCGCCCCGCGUCGCCGCCGCCGGGCUCGCUGGCUGGCGCGGUGCGAGCGCUGGGCUCCCGCAGCAGGAGAGGACCAUCAGGGCCGCCGCCCCCACUUCGGCCCGGGCCCGGGCGGUGGCCCCGCCCUGGGCCCCGACCCCAACCACCUGCCCGGCCAGGCGAUGAAGUGUCACUACGAGGCGCUGGGGGUGCGGCGCGACGCUAGCGAGGAGGAGCUCAAGAAGGCCUAUCGGAAGCUGGCACUGAAAUGGCACCCGGACAAAAAUCUGGAUAAUGCCGCUGAAGCAGCUGAACAAUUUAAGUUAAUCCAAGCAGCAUAUGAUGUGUUGAGUGACCCUCAGGAAAGAGCAUGGUAUGAUAAUCAUAGAGAAGCUCUACUUAAAGGUAAGCUUGAUGGGGAAUAUAAAGAUGACAGCUUAGAUUUGCUUCGCUACUUCACUGUUACCUGUUACUCUGGUCAUGGAGAUGAUGAAAAGGGCUUUUAUACUGUGUAUCGUAAUGUUUUUGAAAUGAUUGCAAGGGAAGAACUAGAAUCUGUGUUAGAAGCAGAUAUUGAGGAUUUCCCGACUUUUGGAGACUCCCAGAGUGACUAUGAUACGGUAGUCCAUCCUUUCUACGCUUACUGGCAGAGUUUCUGCACUCAGAAGAACUUUGCUUGGAAGGAAGAAUAUGAUACCCGACAAGCUUCAAACCGCUGGGAGAAACGAGCCAUGGAAAAAGAAAACAAAAAGAUUCGAGACAAAGCCAGGAAGGAGAAGAAUGAGCUUGUCCGUCAGUUAGUAGCGUUCAUUCGGAAAAGAGAUAAAAGAGUGCAGGCCCAUCGAAAGCUUGUGGAGGAGCAGAACGCAGAGAAGGCGAGAAAAGCCGAGGAGAUGAGGCGUCGGCAGAAGCUGAAGCAGGCCAAACUGGCAGAACAGUACCAAGAACAGAGCUGGAUGACAGUGGCCAAUUUGGAGAAAGAGCUCCGGGAGAUGGAGGCACAGUAUGAAAAAGAGUUUGGAGAUGGAUCAGAUGAAGAUGAAAUGGAGGAACACGAACUCAAAGAUGGACAGGAUGGUAAAGACAGUGAUGAGAUGGAGGACGCUGAGCGUUAUGAUGGCCUUUACUGCCCAGCAUGUGACAAAUCUUUCAAGACAGAAAAGGCCAUGAGGAAUCAUGAAAAAUCAAAGAAGCAUCGGGAAAUGGUUACCUUGUUAAAACAGCAGUUAGAGGAAGAGGAAGAAAAUUUUUCAGGAACUCAAACUGAUGAAAAUCCACUGAAUGCUAAUUCUGAGGAAGAAGUAGAAGAUGCUCCAAAACAAAAGCUUUCCAAAAAACAGAAGAAAAAGAAACAGAAGCCAGCACAGAAUUAUGAUGGUAAUUUCCAUGAAAAUGGAACUGGAGAAGGAGUAAAGGUUGAAUCAGAAGAUACCAAUUUAAAUCAAGACAGUGCCAAAGAAUUAGAAGAUAGUCCCCAGGAAAAUGUAAAUGUCACAGAGUUUGUUGAACUUUGUGGUGACCCAAAAAAUGAAGCGAAAAGUGUUCCUAAACCUAAAGGAAAGAAAGCCAAAGAUAUGAAAAAAUCUGUCAGAGUACCUGCUGAACCACAGACAGUGAGUGAUGUUCUUAUUAGCUGUACAACCUGCCAUAGUGAAUUUCCAUCCCGGAAUAAACUUUUUGACCAUCUAAAGGCCACAGGUCAUGCGAGAGCACCUUCAUCAUCUUCUUUAAACAGUGUAGCAAAUAGUCGAAGCAAGAAAGAGAAACGUAAAAACAGAUAGAAAUUCUGCCAACACAUUUUCUUUCUGAUUGUCUCUAGAUUUUGAAACCAAAAACUGAACUGAAGUCAUCUAGAGUUAAAAUUUCAGUGAUCUGCAAUUUGUUGCAUUGUGGAAGAUUAUUUUUUAUCUUUUAAAAACAUUUUUUUUGUUUAAUAUAUAUUUUUUAAACAUUUCAUUAGUGAUUGAAUAUACUUUUGCCAUACAAAUUGACUUGAAUAUCUCAAAGCAGGUAAAUAUUGUAAAGUAUGCUUUCUUGAUUUCUGUUGGCUCAUGUGGACACAAAUGUACAGGGAGAAUUAAAUUAUUUUAACACUUACAAAUGCCCCUUUCUGUUUCAUUUUGUGAAUUUAGCAUUACCUAAUUUAUAUGAUAUACUUCAUUAUCCAUCAAAGACUCAGAUCAUUUUUAAAUUUUCCUAAAUUUUUUUCCACCUGAUAACAUGACUCCACAGCCCUGAUUUUAAAAUUAUUUCUAAAUAGCUGAUUGAUUACUGUACUUCUCUUCCUUUGAGGACAAUGAUAGGUAGAAACUAAUUGAACAUACACAGUUGUAUUUCAAGAAUAGUAUCUCUUCAAGGUAUAAUUGUUUAUGAAGAGAUUUUUAUUUAUAAUUAUCAACAAGAUACACAUUUUGGUUUCUUUUCACUCCGAUUUGAAUUCUGGAAAUGGAAGCAAAUUAAUUUAUUUGGUCCUCCUUAGGCACAAUGACAGCUGUGAAGCAUGCUGAAUUAAGGCAGCAGAUGGUUCAGAAUAUUUACUGACUCUAACAAGGGAUAUCCUUCCUUGGGUUUUGUUCCUUCACUGUUUUCAGAAGGUUUGGGUUUUUUUUUCCAUCAUUCAAUGGAGGAAAAACAUUUUUUAAUGGAAGAUUUUUGAAUAGGGAUGAUAUUUGUGCUAUCUAUUCUAUAGCAGGGAUGAAUAUUGAAUCAACAGAAAUAGGGAGAAUCAUUAUAAGUGAGUGUGGUCAAGUAUAUGGAUCAAUGAGGAGUCUGUGUUUUGGUUGAAUUAAAUAGGCAGUUCUUUUUAAUGUUUCUAUGAUUUAAAGAACUAGAGUAGAAUUUGACAUGUCAGGUUUACAGUUGGAACCCUUCAUUGAAAUAGGCUUUCUUUUGAUUGGUCUUAAAGUAACUUUGAACUAUUUGAAAUAUAUACUUUCUGUUUCUUACAUCUUUGAAUAUUCAAAUAAAGGAAUCUUCAGUUAUGUUUAAGCUCUAAAACAGAAAAGUCCUGGAUGGCAGCAUCUUUUCUGAAAGCCUCGUGGAUAGGUUGAUGAUGUGGACCAUUCUGUGUGAUUGACUUGAAAAUAUGCAUUUGUACUUUAAUUUUUCUCUUUUUUAUUUAGAGAUAUGUGUAUUUCUUUACUUCCCUAUAUCUAACUUAUAUUAAUAAUUCCUCAUAAUGCUUUUUUUCUUCCCUUUCUUUGUCCCUUCAAGGGAAAUACAGCCAGUUUUCUAUCUUUGGUCUUAACCCCCAAGCUUCAUGUGAACACUCCACCUUGCUCUGAUUUGAACUAGAUGAAUUUGCCAUAAUAAUGAAUAGGAAUACUAAUGAACAGAGGGCAUAUUAGUCACAUGUUAGUGUACUGUAAAAAAAUACAAAGUCAUGUUGAAUGGCAGAUUUGCUGCAAAUGUUCUCAGACCUUCCUUACCUCCCCUUGUACCAACCAUGUAGGUAUUUAAUUCAUUUCUGCUUUAUGUGAGGAUUGAUUGGGGUUACUUGUCACUGUUAUCUGAUUAACAAAAAUCAACCAUAAUUUUUAAGGGAUCUUCACCUGUGUGAUUAGACGUUAGCUCUCACUUCUGAUCCUAUGUAUAAGAUGCUGAUAAACCAUUUAACUUUUGAACUUCAUUUUCCUUAUCUUCACAGAUUUCUUAGAAAAAUAUUAUCACCACUUAUCAUAUGGAAUUAGUAUGAAGGACAAAUAAAAUUAUAUAAAAGCAGUUUUUUAAAUACAAAAAUUUUAUGCAAAAUGUUGAAUUUAAAUGGACUAAAUCUUUUUUCAGUUAAAAUAUUUGCAGACAGAAGUAUAUAUGUUGAAUUAAAUAUGUGUUAAGUUUUAUAGGAAUUUCCUUCUCUACUUCUGAAGAUGAAAAUAGAAACAUAUAUUAUGCCAAGAGUAAAAUACUACUUUUGGUAAAUCACUAUGUUUGAUUUCAUUUGUCUGAGGUAAAACAAUAUUCUAAAAUGUAUGAGCACAUAUUUUACAUUGAUCUCAUUAAAGGGCAGUGAUAACUACCAUCUUGAUAGAGGUUAGGUCCAGUUAUGGAAGAUGCAUAGAAUGAGAGUUCUGGAAAGAGUGGCUAGGGGAAAUCUUUUCACUCCAUAAUUUAGUCAGUGGUGCCAAAGCUGGGGUUCUCUGUAAAGCCCCAUGAGACUUCCUGUUUCAAAAUAAGAGCUGUAUCCUUAGCAAAAGCACACUUUAGGAAAAUAGGUCUGUAUCAAAAUGAAACUUCUAUAGAACAAUAGUCACCCUAAGUAAAGAGACAAGCCUCAGACUGGGAGAAAAUGUUUGCAAGCCAUAUUAGUGACAAAGUAGUAGUAUCCAAAACACAUUAAAAAACAAAUGAACCUCCUGCAAAUCAGUGAGAAAAUGACAGCCAUGCAUUUAAACAGUAGUUCUGAGACUUUCUGUUCUUAAGACUCAUUUACAUGCUGAAAAAUUGAGACCCUCAAAGAGUUUUUGUGUGUGUAGAUUAUAUCCAUUAACAUUUACUUUAUUAGAAAUUAGAGGAAUUUUUUAAGUGCUAAAUUAUAAAAAUAAUAUAUG